Messenger RNA from Fusarium mangiferae, 1164 nucleotides. Its product is annotated as fusarubin cluster-methyltransferase. Gene Ontology annotation, molecular function: O-methyltransferase activity. The transcript has 2 exons. NCBI's taxonomy places the organism in Eukaryota, Fungi, Ascomycota, Sordariomycetes, Hypocreales, Nectriaceae. The record is from RefSeq and is a predicted model, not a curated record. The coding region runs from base 1 to 1164 and encodes 387 amino acids.
AUGGACAAGACGGAUAGAGACGCUGUCAUUGAGCAUGCUACGCAGGUCAAACGCCUCGUGCAUGAUCCUCACAGCUUCCUCACUGAGCUAGUCGCGCAGCAACAGCAGUAUCACUGCAUCGCCUGGCUUUGCCACUUCAACAUCCUCUCAUACAUUCCUCAGCCCCCAGAGUCUAUCGCCUACUCUGAUGUCGCCACCACGGCUCAAGUCCCGCUGUCAAAGCUGCAGUCCGUAGCACGCAUGGCGAUGACCACGGGUUUGCUGUGCGAGACCAAAGAUGGCAAGCUUUCUCACAAUACCCUUUCUGCGCAGUUCGUUACGAAUGUACAUAUGAAGACGCAGCUUCUUCAUAUCUUCAAUCAGACUGUUCCUCUUAUGACGGGCUUGAUCCAAGCUACGUGGAAAUGGGGCGAGACGUCUGCGACUAAUGAGACGGCUUACAAUAUUAUUCAUGGCACUGAGCUGUCGUUCUUUGAGCACUUAAAGAUGCGGCCUGAUCUCAAUGAAGGCUUCCAGGCUUAUAUGAAGAGUCGUGCGGUGUCGCACACUGGCUCUAAUGUCGAGCAUCUUCUGAACGCCUUUGACUGGAAGGCCUUGGGACAAGCGCAAGUCGUUGAUAUUGGAGGGAGUAGUGGUUCAACGUCAAUCAUGCUGGCGACAGCAUUCCCGUUACUCAAUCUCGUCAUCGAAGACCUCCCAGAGCCUAUUGAGAACGCCAAGACUCGCCUGUCUGAGUUACCAUCAGACAUCGCGUCUCGUAUUGAGAUCAAGGCCUACGACUUCUUCACUCCCCAGCCCGUCAAAAACGCCGAUGUCUACCUCUUGCGCACCAUUCUCCACGACUGGCCCGACGCAGAUGCUAUCAAGAUCAUACAAGGCAUCGUCGCAGCCAUGGGUCCGUCCAGUCGCUUGCUGAUCAUGGACAUGGUGUUGCCAAAGCCAGGUUCUGGGUCUGUGACAUUUGAAGCAGCGCUUCGACAGAAGGAUCUCACCAUGAUUCAGUGCUUCAAUGCUCAGGAGCGCGAGGUUGAGGAGUGGAAGGCCCUGCUUACCAAUGCUGAUCCGCGAUUGAAGAUACAGGCGAUUGAGAGACCUGCCGGGAGUGAGUUGUCGGUCAUUGAGGCUAUGCUUGAUGAGUCUCCGGAGCAGGCGGCGUGGUUCUAG